AGCCCACUUUUAUUUGUAUAUAGCCAAUUUUAUUUAGUGCCGAAGUGGAGUGGGGAAUGGUGGAAUUCCGUUACUUUGUUAAUGCAGGAAUGCAAUUUAAAGGUCAGCGAGUGGGUUUCUCGGAAAUUCAUUCGCGGCACCGGAACCUUUUCUGGCGUGCGGACCCCCAUUUCGAUGUCGGAGAUGCAUUUCUACCUAUUAUUCAGCGCUUUUAGCACUGGUUAUUUACCACGCCGCACCUAG
Pyricularia oryzae 70-15 is the source of this 243-nucleotide messenger RNA. RefSeq lists its product as uncharacterized. Lineage: Eukaryota; Fungi; Ascomycota; Sordariomycetes; Magnaporthales; Pyriculariaceae. The record is from RefSeq and is a predicted model, not a curated record. The annotation marks the transcript as partial. The transcript has 3 exons.